UGUCUUGAAGAAUUCUUCUAUAAUCUUGAUUUUUAUAGUUUUAGACAUUCUUUUUUCUAACUUUCAUUCUUAAUAAAUCUAUAUAAGUCAUUUAUGGAUAGUAUGUUGUGGACAUAAAUGAAUCUGUGUAUAUAUCAGUAUAUUUUACUAUGGUGUGGACAGUGAAUAGUACAGAAAAAGAGUUAGAAGAGAAGAUAGCUCCAGUACUUUACCAUUUAAUGCAUUUGUCGGCUAAAACAAUUGGUCCCACUUACUUAAAAUAAUGCCAAACCUUGCAAAAUAGGAAGCAUUCAUGCCAACACUACACAUGGAAAAUGCACACAUGAUACUUGGUCCCACCACUUGAAUUUUUUCUAACUCUUUCUCUUCACGUCAACCUCAAACUCAACUGGGUCCCACUAACGCAAUCCUAACCCAAGGAGGGUCCCAACAAACUUUUCUGACCGUUAACAUUGACUUACCAUGCAGGUUACCGUAUACGAUUCAAACACUUUUCAACUACACUAAUAAUACUAUAUAAAAAGUUAAAACACGAAGAAAAGAAGUUCAGUGUCCUUAAUUUACUAAACCAUGGCAGCUACUACUUUCCAAUAUUGGCUCUCCUUUCUCUUCUUCACUUACUUUUUCAAUCUCGCACGUGCACAACUCCCCGGCACGUGGGAGGUAAUAGUGGAGAAUGCUGGCAUAGCUUCCAUGCACACCGCCGUGACCCGGUUCAACACCGUUGUCCUCCUCGACCGGACUAAUAUUGGACCGACUCGGAAAAUGCUGAGAAAGGGUCAUUGUCGUAACGAUCCAAACGAUGUCGUUUUGAAACAGGAUUGUUACGCUCACUCCGUACUUCUCGACCUUAACACCAACAAAAUCCGACCUCUGAUGAUCCAAACAGACACGUGGUGCUCCUCAGGUCAGUUCCUUCCUGACGGAACACUUCUUCAGACCGGCGGUGACCUCGACGGUCUCCGGAAGAUACGAAAGUUCGAACCGUGCGAGGCGAAUGGGUCUUGCGAUUGGGUCGAGUUAGACGACGUCGCAUUGGUCGAGGGGAGGUGGUACUCCACGAAUCAGAUUCUCCCCGACGGGUCCGUCAUAAUGGUCGGAGGUAGAGCUGCUAAUACCGUCGAGUAUUACCCGCCGAGAGAAAACGGCGCCGUUUCGCUCCCGUUUUUGGCGGAGGUUGAAGAUAGCCAAAUGGACAAUCUAUACCCUUAUGUUCAUCUUCUCCCAAAUGGGUAUCUCUUCAUUUUCGCUAACGAUAAAGCGGUGUCGUAUGACCACGUGGCAAACAAAAUCGUAAGGCAAUAUCCACCGUUGGAUGGUGGACCCAGGAACUAUCCUUCAGCUGGAUCGUCCGUCAUGCUUGCACUCGAAGGAGAUUAUUCAACGGCUGUGAUCGUAGUGUGUGGAGGAGCCAAAUUCGGUGCAUUUAUCGAGAAAGCCACGGACACACCGGCCCACGGGAGUUGUGGGCGGAUCAUGGCAAUGGGCCCCGAUCCGGUUUGGGAGAUGGAAGACAUGCCGUUCGGGCGGAUUAUGGGAGAUAUGGUUAUGCUUCCGAGCGGUGAGGUUUUGAUUAUCAAUGGAGCUCAAGCUGGAACUCAAGGAUUCGAAAUGGGUUCGAACCCGUGUUUAUACCCUCUUCUUUACCGACCCGAUCAACCAAUCGGGUUACGUUUCAUGACCUUGACUCCGGGCACGGUACCGAGAAUGUACCACUCCACCGCCAAUUUGUUACCCGAUGGGCGGGUCCUUAUUGCUGGGAGUAACCCACACUAUUUUUACAAGUUGGAAGCUGAGUAUCCGACCGAGUUGAGGAUCGAAGCUUUUUCGCCCGAGUACUUAAGCCCGGACCGGGCCAAUAUCCGACCCGUAAUCGAGGGGAUUCCGGAGACGGUGCGUUACGGCGAAGCAUUUGAUGUGCUGGUUUCAGCAACUUUGGGUUUUGUUGGGAUUGUUGAAGUCAAUCUUGGGAGCGCGCCGUUUGCUACUCACUCAUUUUCUCAAGGUCAACGUUUAGUCAAACUUGCCGUCAACCCAGCCGUUCCCGUCGAAGACGGCCGGUAUAAAAUCAUCUGUACGGCUCCGCCUAAUAGUAUGGUUGCGCCGCCGGGUUAUUAUAUGGCUUUUGCGGUCAAUCAGGGCGUGCCAAGUGUUGCUCGUUGGGUACAUUUAGUGUCUUAAGUGUUCCUACAGUUAUUUAUUUAUUUAUUUUCGAUUGCUAAAAUUGAAUUUCGUUAAUUGUUUAUAUAAAAAAGAAGAAGACCAAGAAGAUAUAUUUAUAUGUUGUAAUAUUGAAGUGGGACAUUAUAUGAAUAAGUUGUUGAUAUACAUA
Molecule: messenger RNA, 2332 nt
Organism: Cannabis sativa
Lineage: Eukaryota; Viridiplantae; Streptophyta; Magnoliopsida; Rosales; Cannabaceae
Product: aldehyde oxidase GLOX
Exons: 1
Coding region: 571-2181 (536 amino acids)
Source: RefSeq, a predicted model, not a curated record